Molecule: messenger RNA, 1524 nt
Organism: Zygosaccharomyces rouxii
Lineage: Eukaryota; Fungi; Ascomycota; Saccharomycetes; Saccharomycetales; Saccharomycetaceae
Gene: LSB6
Product: 1-phosphatidylinositol 4-kinase LSB6
Exons: 1
Coding region: 1-1524 (507 amino acids)
Biological process (GO): phosphatidylinositol phosphate biosynthetic process; endosome organization; Golgi organization
Cellular component (GO): endosome; trans-Golgi network; plasma membrane
Molecular function (GO): 1-phosphatidylinositol 4-kinase activity
Source: RefSeq, a predicted model, not a curated record
AUGCCCCAGAUAGACCACACGGCAUCGCCAGGACAACUAGUGACUUCGAACACCUACGAUUGGUUACAGCAGCAAGAGGGUCCCUUGCAUGAGAACAAGCAGUAUGAAGUUCAUCACUCUGUGUUUAAGCCCCUCGAUAAGUACGCAUAUCUGUCCAACGACCCCACGUAUGCGCAAGAACGGGAACGUAAGCGUCAGAGUAUCCGGCAAAAAUUUGAGUACGUGGUUUCUGAAUGCCUCGAUGCCUUCAAGACUUACCAUGUAGAAUUGAGGAGAAUUAAGGCGGGUUCCAGCGGAUCGUAUUUUGUUUAUGGUAGAGAUCCUCAAUCCGGACCACUAGGUGUGUUCAAACCUAAGGAUGAAGAGCCCUAUGGGCCUCUGUCGCCCAAGUGGACAAAAUGGAUGCAUCGCACAUUUUUUCCUUGCUUCUUUGGUAGGUCCUGUUUGAUUCCUAAUCUGGGGUAUAUCUGUGAAUCUGCCGCCAGUCUACUGGAUGAGCGGUUGGGACUCGGUAUGGUACCGCCCACGGAUACGGUUGUGCUUGAGUCCCACAGAUUCUACGAUCAAAUGCAGACCUGGUUGUUUCUAUGUGGCGUGGAACCAAGAUUACAGAAGAAGUUGGGAUCGUUUCAACUGUUUCUCUACGACUAUAUGGGUGCGGAGGAGUUUCUUGCCAAAUAUCCGUUACCUGGGAUGUAUAGAGAUCAUCCGUCCCUUAAUCAGCAAAUAAACCAGCAUUUGAAGCAUGAGAAUCAGAAUUCGUCUGCGGGACCACAAGAUAAAUUUGAAUGGACUGAGGUUAAUCUUAUGAAAUUCAGGUUGGAAUUAGAGAAAUUAAUCAUAUUAGAUUACAUUAUGCGUAACACAGAUAGAGGACUCGACAACUGGAUGGUUAAAGUUGUUCCAAUUCACAGAAAAGCUGGCACUACUUGGAAUUUCCAUUUAGCAGCCAUAGACAACGGCUUGACUUUCCCCUGGAAGCACCCUGAUGAGUGGAGAUCAUACCCAUAUGGUUGGUUGUACUUGCCAGUACAUAUGCUAGCCCAACCAUUCUCAGAGUCUACAAGACGUCAUUUCCUGCCACUUUUAACCAGCGAACAGUGGUGGUCAGAAUCGUAUAAGGAGUUCACAGCCUUGUUCAGCAGGGAUUCCGAUUUUAAGAUACGUAUGUGGAGGAAGCAGUGGGCAGUUCUCAAGGGUCAAGCAUUUAAUGUGGUAGAAACUUUAAGAGAUAUUAGACAGGGACCACUAGAACUUGUAAGACGUACACGGUGCCUGGUGCUCGAUGAAAAGAUGCAAGUCCCCAUAGCAAUGCCCAUCUUGAACACUGCAAUCAAUGAAAGGAUCCCGAUACAAGCAGGAUCGCCAAUGAACCUCUACAGUUCCCCUGCAGGCAUAAACGAGGUAGCACAUCAACGAGAAGACGAUGACCAAGAUCAUUCAACAGCUCCCUUCACUUCGAAAACUGUGAUCAUUGAGCAUUUAGAAAUCGUGACAAAUACGCCAGUACUAACGUGGUGCUAG